Drosophila montana is the source of this 561-nucleotide messenger RNA. RefSeq names its product serine protease SP24D-like. Lineage: Eukaryota; Metazoa; Arthropoda; Insecta; Diptera; Drosophilidae. The transcript has a single exon. The record is from RefSeq and is a predicted model, not a curated record. Gene Ontology annotation, molecular function: serine-type endopeptidase activity. Gene Ontology annotation, biological process: proteolysis. Bases 1 to 561 code for a protein of 186 amino acids.
AUGGUCUAUACGGAUGCCAAUGGAACGGUCCAGGUCUACCCAGCCAAUUGGAUAAACGUGCGCGCCGGCAGCACUAGUAGACUAACCCGCGGUAAGAUACACAACAUUGUGCAGAUUGUGGUUCAUGAGAGCUUUGGCAACUUCUUGAAUGACGUGUCCGUAAUGCUUGUCCAGACGCCGUUCUCAUGGACGGACCGAACACUGCCGAUAGCGCUGCCCACCAAGAAUACGCCAGGCGGUGUCAAUGUCACCAUUUCUGGCUGGGGUCGCCUCUAUACUGGCGGCCCAAUGCCAUUUAAUUUGAAAUGGAAUACGCUCAAAUCGCUUACGUUGGACGAGUGUGAGAGCUCCAUUGGCUGGGGCAAGGAAUCUUUACUGUGUUUGAGCCAUAAGGUGGACAAUGGUGCCUGCAAUGGCGACUCCGGCGGCCCGGCUCUCUAUGAUAAUGAGCUGGUGGGCGUGGCCGGUUUCGUUGUGGACGGUUGCGAUAGCAACUAUCCAGAUGGCUAUGCACGUGUCUAUUAUCACAUAGACUGGAUCAAAAAGCACACAGACUUGUAA